Messenger RNA from Lodderomyces theae, 279 nucleotides. It is a transcript of the gene DPM3, whose product is annotated as Dpm3p. The coding region runs from base 1 to 279 and encodes 92 amino acids. NCBI's taxonomy places the organism in Eukaryota, Fungi, Ascomycota, Pichiomycetes, Serinales, Debaryomycetaceae. The transcript has a single exon. Gene Ontology annotation, cellular component: dolichol-phosphate-mannose synthase complex; endoplasmic reticulum membrane. The record is from RefSeq and is a predicted model, not a curated record. Gene Ontology annotation, biological process: GPI anchor biosynthetic process.
AUGACCAAAGCAACCGAGACAGGACUUACGCUAUUCUUUUUAUCGGCGAUCUAUUUUGCUCUAUACACUGGUGUAAUUCCAUCACCAACCAAAUUCCACGAUGAAAUUUUACCAUACCUACCAUGGUGGGGAUUAGUUACAUUUGGUGCUUAUGCAUUAUCUACGUUAGGCUGGGGAAUCGUUACAUUCAAAGACAAGAAGGACAAGUAUGAAGAGUUGAAAAUACAGAUUGAGGAAGCUAAAGCUUUUUACAAGUCAAAGGGAAUUGAUAUCGAUUGA